AUGGCUGUGUACGUGGAUCACCGAACACAAGCUCCCGAUUCGGUUGCCUCCCCUUCUCAUAUAGCAUGGCACCCGCUUCACCCGCUCCUGGCAGUUGGUUCCAUCAGCACCACGCCCGGGGGCUGUGUUGAUAUCUACCUGGAACAGGGAGAACAUGUGUCCGAUGCACAUGUUGAGAGAAGCUUUCAGGUCACAUCGCUUUCCUGGCACCCUUCCAGACAGAUUCUCGCAGCAGGGUGGGAGAUGGGAGAAGUUGUGAUACUUAACAAACAAGACAAGGAGCAGCACACUGUGCCACCAAAUCAUAACGCCAAAAUUGCAGUCCUAAAUUGGAGUACAAAUGGUACCUGCCUUGUGUCUGGUGAUGAGCAUGGUGUCUUGGUCCUGUGGAGAAUGGACCAGCGAGGCAGAGUGCAGGGUCCUGCCCUGCUGAAACAAGAGUAUGGAAAAUGUCUGUCUCACUGUGUCUUUCGGCCACCCCCUCCUGGCGAGGACUUUGUACAGCUGGCAAAAGCAGCUGUGAGUGGUGAUGAGAAGGCCUUGGAUAUGUUUAACUGGAGAAAAGCUGGAACGGGAGCACCUCUGAAAAUGGGCCUCCAGGAAGGACUCUCCUUCUUUAUCACUUUGACAGAUGGUUCUGUGCAUUGUGUGAAUGAGAAAGGAAAGACAAGGCAUGUAUUAUCCACAGACAGUCUGGUCCAAAAGCUUCUGUACAUGGAGAAAAGAGAUGUUUUAGUUGUAAUAACAGACAACCUGCAGUUGUCCUUGCAUGCAAUUACUCUUGAGGGAGAGGCAGAAGAGCUCAUGAAGGUGAAGUUGAGUGGGAAGAUAGGCCAUUCUGCAGACAUCAUUUUAAUAGACCAUAGCCUUGUUGUUACAGCGCUAGGUGAGACGGUCAUCAGGUUCUGGGAUUUGGACAGAGAUGAGAACUAUGUGCUGUCCCCAGAUGUGCAAUUUGGCUUUGAGGGAGGAGAAUGUAUUAACUGUGUGUCUUACUGCAGUGCUAAAGGUCUCUUAGCAGCUGGUACUAACAAAGGGAGAAUAGCUAUGUGGAGGAAAGCAGCAGAAUCUGAUCAGAGCAUACGGGCUUUGGAGGGCAAGGAGAAGUGGAAGCUCCAGGCACCUACAGAACUUGAAGGAAAUGUCACUCAGAUAAAGUGGGGCUCCCGAAAAAACCUGCUGGCAGUGAACGUCAGCUCUGUGGUGAUCCUCAGUGAGCAGGCCAUGUCGUCUCAUUUUCAUCAGCAAGUGGCUGUUGUACAGGUGUCUCCCAGCCUGUUUAAUGUGACCAUCUUCAGCACAGGAGCCACACACAGUCUUCAUGUUGAUAUGAAUGUUAACGGAGUCUUUGCUACUAAGGAUGCUGUAGUAUUCUGGAACGGGAAGCAAGUUACUGUCUUUGAGUGUUCAGGAGAUACCUUCAGAAGUGCAGGCUCUUUCCUUUGUGACUCUCCAGUUCUGUCCAUGCAUGGAGAAAAUCUGUACACUGUUGAACCCUGUCGGGUCCAGGUCCGCACCUGGCAGGGCACAGUUAAACAGCUGCUGGUGUUCUCUGAAGCAGAGGGGAAUCCAUGCCUCUUGGAUGUCUGCGGAAAUUUCCUGGCUGUGGGAACCGAUUUGGCUCAUUUUAAAAUCUUUGAUCUCUCUCGCAGAGAGGCAAAAGUGCACUGCAAUAGCAAGAACUUCUCUGAGCUGUUUCCUGGCCUUGGAGGCAUUGCAUCUGUCAAGUGCAAUGCUAAUGGCAAUAAAGUCAGCAUCCUUGUUAGCCAGGUGGAUGGGAACGUUGAUUCCAAGAUCUGUUUCUAUGAUGUUGAAAUGGACAAAGUUACACUCUUUGAUUUCAAGGCUGAACAGGGAAAUGGUAGAGAGAAGCUUUCUUCUCAACAAGGCACUGACAAGUCUGUUGUGGAGUAUCCAGAGUUGCACAGUCACAUCCCUGCUUGCCAUUUCUGGGACCAGAGUGAACCAAGACUUUUUGUAUGUGAAGCAAUUCUUGAAACAGACCUACAGUCUCCAGAGCAGAAGAAAAAUGAGACUGAGAGCACAAUGGAUGUUUGGAUUAUAUCAUUCUUCAGUACCGAAGAGCAUGGUCUUUUGCUUCAGGAGAGCUUUCCAUUGCCUUCAGCCUAUGAGGUUCUUCUGGGCGUAGAGGUGCCACACUAUUACUUUGCAAAAAAGCUGGGAGAAGCUGAGAAAGGACAAGCAGAGUCUGGCUCAAUAACAGUCUCUCAGAUGGUUGCGAGAAGACCCAUGAGAGAUUUUGUUGGAUUAGGAGACUGUGAUAAGACUACCCGGGAUGCCAUGCUGAACUUCAGCUUCUAUCUGACUGCUGGAGACAUGGAUGAGGCCUUCAAAUCCAUCAAGCUGAUAAAAAGUUACUGCACAUGA
Leptosomus discolor (cuckoo roller) is the source of this 2388-nucleotide messenger RNA. NCBI's taxonomy places the organism in Eukaryota, Metazoa, Chordata, Aves, Leptosomiformes, Leptosomidae. The record is from RefSeq and is a predicted model, not a curated record.